Messenger RNA from Podarcis lilfordi (Lilford's wall lizard), 19610 nucleotides. The record is from the annotation of a GenBank genome assembly. NCBI's taxonomy places the organism in Eukaryota, Metazoa, Chordata, Lepidosauria, Squamata, Lacertidae.
AGGCUGAACAGAGAUUUAUUCAUCAUUAAGACAGCGCUGAAUGGUCAACCACAAGGCUGUUGCCACAAUCAUGGUCUGACCACAGUACAUGCCCUCAGGCUUUUAUAUGCUACUCCUCUAUCAGGUAAAUAUAUGCAAUCCUCGCGCCCAUAUCAUUUUUGCAAUAUUAUUGGCUAAAGCAAUGCGUAAGCAGCUCACGGACACACUACCUGGCCUUCCAAUUGGGCACACCAUAUUUGGAAUUGUUUUCUGCUUAGAAACUCCUGUUACCUUAUUAAGGUGUCAUCCUCAAAUCAUUCCUUUUCAGCAGGUUUGGGCUUCUUACCAUUCUGACUCCUAAGCAUAGGCAGUAAUUUCAGUUUUAACUACUUCUAUAUACGUAUCCAGAAAAAACUGCUCCCUUUCCCUUAUGGGGUAUUCCGGAGCCCGUACAGAGUCCUUAUGUGGGUUCCCUAUUGGUAGGAGAAAAUAACAGAGGCCAGCCAGAGUAUAUUGAGAAGCAAAGCAGCUAGUAAGCCUGAUCUUUAUUCAAGGAACUGUUGCAAUAGCGUCCCCACUCAGCACACGCGAGGGAGGAGAACCCUGAACAAUGGUGUGCAAGCCCAUAUAUAGACUUGCAAUUGUCCCCCCAGUAGCUCAAGACCACACCUCAUACAUACAUACAUACAUAACAGAAGGAGGCAGUCUCCAGCAGAAAUCCUGCCUGCCAGGAUACCUGACAACCAUCACUGAUUGCUUUACCUGGGCAGCCUGGCCAUUCUUUUGUGAUGGUUAAUACUUUAGCUCCUGAAUCCAGGUAACAGGGUCACCCCAUUCAUACACAAAUAUGCCCUUAAGACAGGAUUUGAAAUCAAAAAGACAAUGGGAAGGCUUUCGCUAUUUGCCUCCCUUACUGCAGAGGAAUAUUUGAGGUCAUUGGGAGAGUCAAAAUGGCUGCUGCAUUGCUCUCCCAUACUAUUUCAGACACAUGAUUCAUAUAUUUAGAUAUGUGUGCAUUUAUGAAUAUUUAUUAAAGGUCAAAAGCAGCACCUUGAACCUGACCCUGUACUCUACCGGGAGCCAGUGCAGCUGGAAAAGCACUGGGUGAAUAUGCUCCCCUGGCAGAGACCCCGUGAGGAGCCUCGCUGCAGCAUUCUGCACCCGCUGGAGUUUCUGGGACAGCUUCAAGGGCAGCCCCGCGUAGAGCGAAUUACAGUAGUCAAGCCUGGAGAUGACCGUUGCAUGGAUCACUGUGGCCAGGGCGGGGCGGGAAAGAUAAGGGACCAACUGCUUGAUGCGGUGAAGGUGGAAAAAUGUUGCCUUGGCUGUUGCUGUAACUUGCACCUCCAUGGAAAGGGAGGCGUCAAGGAUUACACCCAAACUCUUAACGGAAGGCAAUGGCACUAAUUGGGCCCCGCAAGAGAAGGGAGUUGGUCCCUCAUUCCCAUGCCAUCCCGACCCAGCCAUAGGACCUCUGUCUUCGAAGGAUUUAGUUUCAAUCGGCUCCCACGAAACCAUCCAGCCACAGCUUCCAAGCAUCUGGUCAGUGUGUUCGGGGCCGAGUUGGUGUGCCCAUCCAUCAGCAGAUACAGCUGAGUGUCAUCAGCAUAUUGGUGACAGCCCAGCCCAAAGCUCUGGAUAAUCUGGGCAAGGGGGUGCAUAAAGAUGUUAAAAAGCAUUGGGGAGAGGAUUGUGCCCUGCGGCACUCCACACACCAAGGAAUGGCGCGACGACAUUUCCCUCCCUAGUGCCACCCUCUGUCCCUGACCAGAGAUAAAAGAGCACAGCCAGUUACAGGCUAUGCCCUGUAUCCCCACGUCUGCGAGGCGGUGGUCCAGAAGAUCAUGAUCGACCAUGUCAAAGGCUGCUGACAAAUCUAAAAGGAUCACCAGUCCUGACCCGCCUCGAUCCAGUUGUCUACGGAGAUCAUCUGUUAGGGCAACCAGAGCCGUCUCUGUUUUUCUAACAAUAACAUUAUGCAUGCCCCCUAAUACACAUAUUUCUAACACAGUUUAGUAAAAAGGCAAAUGACAUAAUGACAUGGUAAAUAUAAUGGAUGAAGAAAAUGGAUAGAGAAAAGUUGCUAUCUCUCCUGUAACGUAACACACCCCAUGAAGCUGAGCAAUGCAAGAUUCAGAAUCCAAUAAAAAAGGACUUAUUGGUUAAUCUAUGGAACUCCCUCCCAAAGGAGACAGCCCAGUUUGAAGUUCACGGAGGAGGAGCUACCAGCCACAAUGGCUGGAAACCGCAGCAGGGGACGCUUGCUCUUGCGCUCGGAUUCUGUCUGCAGGUGUGCCCCUCUGGCCUGAUCCAGCUGCUGCAGGUUCUCCUGGCGCCCUUAGGUAACAAUAACUAUUUAUACCCUGCACUCUGGGCGGCUCCCAAUAAAAUAUUAAAAACACGGUAAAACAUCAGUCAUUAAAAACUUCCCUCAACAGGGCUGCCUUCUAAAAGUCAGACAGUUGUUUAUUUCUUUGACAUCUGAUGGGAGGGUGUUCCACAGGGCAGGUGCCACCACUGAGAAGGCCCUCUGCCUGGUUCCCUGUUACCUCACUUCUUGCAGGGAGGGAACCGCCAGGAGGCCCUUGGAGCUGGAUCUCAGUGUCCGGGCAGAACAAUGGGGGUGGAGACGCUCCUUCAGGUAUACUGGGCCAAGGCUGCUUAGGGCUUAGGUUCAACGUAUGAGCAUCGGGAGGCUACCCAAAGGUCCCUUCUCCCAAGGGCAGAACUGCGGCUUCCCGACAGACAGAAAUUCGCCAGGGGAACCUUCUCCUGUGUCUCCACCUGUUGAACUUCUGCCUGUCGAGAGGCUGCUCUUUCUCUUUGGGAGAGUUUUCAGUGCCAGGCUGUCCACAGACAGAGAUGAUGAUGGUGGUGGUGAUGAUGAUAAUAAUAAUAAUAAUAAAUUACUUAUACCCCGCCCAUCUGGCUGGGUUCCCGCAGCCACUCUGGGCGGCUUCCAACAAAAGAUUAAAAAGACAUCAAAACAUCAGCCCUUAAAAACUUCCCUAAUCCAGGGCUCCGUUUGCUGCCCGCUGCUUUGGCCCAAGCUUGGCUGGGGCGGGGAGAGGCGCCUGGCCCUCGGGCUUCCCCCGAAAACUCGGACACUGCGUCUCUCCCGGCGCCCUCCGCUUCCGUACAACAGGAUGGCUGCCUCCACGAAGCGGGAAGAACAAGUGAGCAUGCGCAGAGGCCGAGAAGCGGCGCCGAAGAAACGAGGGCGACCAAUAGGAAACUCCCGAGGAAGAGGGCGCGGGGCGCGUGCGCGAGCACCUCAGAGCCGAGGAAUUCCUUCCCGCGGAAUGGAGGGAAGCGACCGGCCCGGCCUCCCUUCCCGCCUCCGGCCCGGACGAGGCGCGCUCCUCGGGGGCCUCUUCCCCUAAGGCAAGGCGGCGCGCGGCGGCCGGAAGGGGCCCGCCCAACCCAACGGCUCCCGUGGAUUCAAAUCGCGGGCGCGUGACGCGGUCACGUGGCCGGAAGAGGCGACUCCGUACGGCAAGGUGGCGGCGCCCCGGGGCCUCGGCGAGGCCUCCCGUUCGGGGCGGGAAGGAGCGAGGCAGGGGCCGGGGGGGCCGCGGAGACGCGGGCGGAGCGCCCGACGCUCGGCCUCAGCAGGGCCGCCGAGCGCCGCAGAGGGAGCGCGGGAAAGCCGCCUCCGGCGCCCGGCUCCUCGCCGUACGGCAAGAUGGCGGCAAAGGCGGGAACUUCCGGUCCCGCGCGGUGGGCCGGGAGGAAGGGAGGCAUUUCUUCUUGGCCGGCCGCGGAGGAGGGAAGGGGCACGAAAGCGGAGCCGGAGGAGGGCGGCGAGGGCGCGCCGAGAGAGAGGGCCGCAGCCGGCGGGCCGGGGUCGGGGAGCCCUCGGGGCCGGGUCUCGGGCCUUUGUUCUUGGGCCAGGUGGGCGGGGAGAAGGGAGGAGAUUCCCGCUGUUGGGGGCGGGGGGGGAGGGGAGGGGAGACCCCCCAAGAACAGCCCGGGGUGCGGUCUUUCUAGCGGGCGAGUGACGUCCUCUUUCCUCCCGCAGGCGACGCCCGAGGGUGCUGUGCCGGGCCCCUCCUGGGCCCCGCUCGGCCCGCCCCUCCUGCCCACCUGCCGGCGCCGCCAUGGCCUCCCCCAGCGGCAGCAUCAUCAUCCUGGACGAAGACGAGGAGGCCCCGCAGCCCCCCAGCCGGGAAGCCCCCCUUGCGCCUCCGCAGCCUCCGUCCCAGAAGGACCCCGCCAGCCUCGAGGCCGAGAACCAGCGGCUCUUUGCGGAGGUGAGGUCGGGAGGCCCCCGCGGGCGGGAAUGUGGGGAGACCCUCUUCUCUGCCUGGGGAUGGGGCGGGGGGGGAUCUUCUUGUUUCCCCCCCCGGCUGGGCUUCCUUCCCAGCCCAAGGGGGGAAUGUGGGGAGACCCUCUUCUCUGCCUGGGGAUGGGGCGGGGGGGAUCUUCUUCCCCCCCCUCCCCAGCUGGGCUUCCUCUUCUGCCGCCUGGGAUGGGCGCGGGGGACUUCGUAUCCCCCAGCUGGGCUUCCUUCCCCAAGUCCUUUCUCGGCUGGCCUUAGUGACUCAGAACUGCUUUUGGGUGGGGGGGGUUGCCUUUCCCCUUCCGCCAGGAGUUGGGGAGCUGGUCUGCCUGGGCUCCUGACGGAGGCCCACCUGAAGCCGCAGGGGAUGGGUGUCUGCAGGUUUGCGUUCCAUCGGGGCAGCAGGGCUCCCAGCCUCAGGCAUUCAUUCUUAGGGCGGUCAUUGCUAGCCGUGUUGCAGGUCUCACAGAACGCCUCUUCCACAUUUGUCAGAAACUGGUCUUUUAGUGGCGGCUCUGGAAUUCCCUGUCUGUUGAUGUCAGGAGUAGUGUGUUUGCUGUGCUCUUUUUGGCUCCUGCUCAAAAAAUGUCUGGGCAGGUGAACCUGCCCAGACAUUUAGAAACGUGUUGUUAUUAUUAUUAAGAAAUUUGGUUGCCAAAAGGUGCCUAGAUGUUUCGUUGUGGCGACUGUAACCUAGGCUUAAGGUGGCAUUUGGUGAUUUGCUAAUAUUCUGUAUAUGAGCUUUUAACACUGUGGCAAGGCCUCAGCGGGCCAAAGCUUCUCCCCUCUCUGGGCCUAGAGCAUGAGUUGGCAAACCAAGGUUUGUGGGCCGGAUCAGGCCCAAUUGCCUUCGAGAUCCAGCCUGCGGACAGACCGGGAAUCCAGGCAGCUGGCAUAGCCAGCGCGCGAUGUUUUUUGUGACUCAUCCAGGCUUGGGGGUCAAAAGUGAGGUGGGCGGCUGCUUGAAACAAGUCCCUUUUCUGUCCAUCGUGUGCGCGCACUGCAAUCUUUUCUUCCAGGGUGGGGAAGAGGGAAAAGGAUCCAAGAAUGGCGCGCUUACCUCAGCCCCCCCCCCCCCCGCCUUGUGAGAGAAAUAACAACUGUUAAUGCAUAAAAUGCAAAGGAAGCAGUGUGGGUGUGUGAGGGAAACCCCCCCCCCUGCAAAUCACAUUUGGGUAACAUUGGGGUUGGUCCAAAUAAGAGUUUUUGCCAAAAAUGCGGGUCAUAAUCAUGGCAACAUAUAGUCCGGCCCCCCACAAGGUCUGAGGGACAGUGGACUGGCCCCCUGCUGAAAAAGUUUGCUGACCCUGGCCUAGAGCCCAGCAUCCCAAAGUCUGCAAUUAAGCAGAGUGUGAAAGGGAGCCAAUCAGCAUAUAGGUAAAAAGGUAAAGGCCCCGGGACGGUGAAGUUCAGUCCAAAGCGACUCUGGGGUGCAGCGUUCAUCUCACUUUCAGGCCAAGGGAGCCGGCGUUGGUCCACAGGCAGCUUUCCGGGUCAGGUGGCCAGCAGGACGAUGCCACUUCUGGAGGCUGAUUGUGGGGAAAUGAAACCAGGUGCCUCCUCUGCCAAGAAUGUUCUGGGGGCACAGGACAGGAAGGUAGCGGACUCUUAAGCAGGGAUUGGGCAGCCGUCUGUCCUGGAUGCUUGAGCUGAGAUUCCUGCAUUGCCAGGGGCUGGACUAGAUGACCAUUCUGUGACUGGGAAGCUGCCCCCCCGGUGUCUUGUGUUCAGGUUGGGAGCGACCUUUGGCUGGCAGAGGGUGGAUGCGCCACGGACAAGGCCUCCUCCGUUGCGCAGUCCCUCCACCUUCUCUCAAAGCCACGCUGGAAGUCUUCCAGGGGCGUUGCAGCCUCCUCUGUGCAGGGCCUGUCAAAGGGCUGCCGCUCCCUGGCAGGCUCCGUCCUCAAUGCGGUUUGUUUCCUUCUCUUCCAACGUGCCUGAGACCUCGCCUGAAGAUCACAAAACUCGGGCAGCUUUGUAGGAGGGAGUACGGGUGGCCUUGCCUGCCUCCUGUGGGAGGGAGUUCCACAGUUGAACAAUGUGCUGCGCAGAUAAGUCCUUUCUUUGAUCUGCCCCGAAUCUCCCGACAUCCGGCUUCCUUGGAGGUCGAGUUCGAGUGUUGAGAGAGAGAGAGAAGAAAGGUUUUCUCUCCCUGCUUCCUCCAUCAUGCUGCCUUCUCUGCUACCAGAAAGCCCCAGGCGCAGGAGAGGAUUGCCUUUCAAAAUGGCCCCUCUCUUGGCCAGUUCCAGGGGGCCCCUCCAAGUUUCUAGUCCCUGGUGGGGACUCCCGUGGGUGCAGGCUUCGGUCGGAGGGUGGGUAGGCUCCCUGCGCCCCUGACCCUCUCCUCUCCUUUCUCCGCAGUUUGUGGCCUUCUGCUCCUUGCACACGGCCGACCACCCGGAGGUGAUCCCCUACCUGACGGGGCGGCACCAGAAGGCAGCGCCCGCCUUCCUCUCCUCGGUGGAGUUCCGCAACGUCCUGGGCCGCUGCCUGGCGCGGGUGCAGGCGCGCAGCACCAAGGUCUACGUCUACAUCAACGAGCUCUGCACCGUCUUCCGGGCCCACAGCCAGAAGAAGAAGCUGCCCCUGCCGGCUCCAGAGCCAGAAGCCCCUGGGCCCAGCGCCACCCCUGCCGGCCCCGCAAACGCUCCGGGCCCUGCUGCCCAGGCUCCGGGCCCCGCUGCCAAGGCUCCGGGCGAGGGCUCCAAGCGGCAGAUCCGCUACCUGGAGGACCUGCUGCGGCUCCACGAGGUGGAGAUCCGGAAGCUGCAGGAGCGGGAGCUGGACCUGGAGGAGCUGGACAGCGAGGACUCGACGUACCUGCAGGAGAGCCGGCUGAAGCGGCGCAUGGUGCGCAUCUUCCAGCGCCUCUGCCAGCUGAAGGACUGCAGCAGCCUGACGGGGCGCGUCAUCGAGCAGCGCAUCCCCUACCGCGGCACCCGCUACCCGGAGGUCAACCGGCGCAUCGAGCGCCUCAUCAACCGCCCCGAGGCCUUUCCCGACUACGCCGACAUCCUCAAGGCCGUACAGAAGGCCAGCACCCGCCACAGGCUGGGCCUGCCCAAGCGCCAGAUGGAGAGCAUGGCGGCCGAGGCCUUCCGCGAGGUGGGCAACCGUCUCCAGGAGCGCCGCCACCUCGACCUCGUCUACAACUUCGGCAGCCACCUCACCGACCAGUACCGGCCCAGUGAGCACCCAGGGGCACUGGCGGGGGGCGCAGGGGGCACAACAGGCCGGCCGCCAUGUUCCCCGGCCUGUUUGAACACACGCAGGUGCCUCAGUUCAGACAAAGGCACACAUAAUAAAAAUAGCGGGGAAAUGGAAAUUCCCCUCCGAGGAGGCCGUGGGGGGGGGGGGAGUUGGCCAUCAUUCCCGUAGGGCUUUAAAGAUGUUUCAAAGUUCAGAAACAUGCACACACUAUGGAAAUAGUGGGAAUUGUUGAAAAUUUCCCUCAGAGGAAGCCAUUCUGAGGGAAACUGCCAUCGAAUGCACAAAUGAAACAAGUGGCGGGAGAUCUUGGCGGUUCCCUCAGAGGAGGCCAUUUUGAGGGGGGAGUGCAGGACUCCUGCCCACGGCCAUCCCAUCGCCUUUCUGGUUAAAAGCCGGGUGCACAGACCCCUUCUGGCACCUGAGCGUAUUUCAGAUUGUCCGACUCUUACAAAGCUCCAGGCCAGGCAGGGGCUCGGGGGGUUCUUGGCAUUGUGGAGCUUUGCGGGACCUGGGGGUCAUCCAUCCCAACCCGCUGCAACGCCCGGCCCAUCUCUUCCCCUGCAGAUUCGGACCCGGCCUUGUCGGACCCUGAGCUGGCCCGGCGCCUGCGCCAGAACCGGGAGAAGGCCCUGCAGCGCCUGGAGGAGGUGACCUCCCAGUUUGCGCAGCUGCAGGACAGGAGCGAGGACGAGGGGCAGCGGCGCCGGAGGGAAUCGCGGGGCGGCAGCGCUGGCGGAGACGGGCCCGGGCCCAGCGAUGCCCCCGGGCGCCAGCAGGGGGAGCCAGCCUCUCCCCAGGAGGUGAGGGGCUUGGCGCGGAAAAGAUGGUGCCCCUCGCGGCAGGCUGGGCUUCCGGCAGAGGGGGCUCUUUCUGGGCGGGGGCCUUUCCCCACCCGCCUCCUUUGAAAGGACCCCCUCUCUCGCGCUGGGCUGGGUUCAAGGUCCUCAGCGUUGAUUCACAGAGGCCUGCGCCUGAACCCUUCCAGCCCAUCUGGGCCCGCCUGCAGGAGCAUCACUGGCCAUUCCCUAAGUCAGCCAGACAACACUCAGAAGCGGAGCCUUUUAUGUCGAUCAACAAAGAAUAAUUAUAAUUAUAAUAAUAAAGUGUUGAUGGCCCAGCCCUGUGGAACUCCCUGCCCCUGGAGAUUCAGCAGGCAUCUUCCAGCCAUCCUUCAAAGGCUUGCCGAGAGCCUCUGUAUUCCACCGGGAAAUUAAGGAUACCAGUUUCCUGCAAUAGAUUUGUGACUGUAACACUCCCCCCCCCCAUGUAAUGUUCAUUGAGUUUCCAAAUUUUUACAAGCUAACUUCAGAUUAUAUAGAGAGAUUGUUUUGCGUAUUGACUUCCCAGCACCUAGUCUUUUUAUUCAAACUCUUUUCUACUGCAUUAUAUUUCAAUUUCUCAUCUAUUACCAACCUCUCCCUAGUACAGUUCCUUUAUCGUUUUUCUUCUGUUAGUCCUACCUCAAAUCCUGCCUGUGAUUUCAUUUGUUUGCAGUGCUUUUCCAGACAUUCUGCUACAAAAAGUUAAUUAUUUUUCUCUCUUAAUAUUGCUGCCAGUAGCUCUUCUUAAUGAUCAGGCAUCACACGUAGAUCCCCGACGGCGAUGAUAUUUUCUUUAUACCCAUGCAUGCUUAACGUAGUAAAUGAAUAAAUGCAUUUUUUUGUGCAUUGCAGGGGGGUAGACUAGAUGGCCCCUGGGGUCCCUCCUGUGAGGGUGGAUCCAGGUGUGGGCAGGGAGGGGCUGUUUGGGGGCUUGCUUCCUACAGGUGGGGGCCUGGGCAGCUGCUGCUGCUGCUGCUUUGAGACCCCCCCUCCUUAGAGGGGAAGGGUCUCUCUGGGGCGUUUUGCUCUGGGCACCGUUCUGGGAUCUUGAUGGGGUGCAGCACUUUCUGGGAGGCGGGUCUGUCCAUCCCUGGCAUUGUCAGGAUCAGAGGGUGACCCUCGUUGUCUCUCUUCCCUAGGGCAGCCCCGGCCGGAGCGUGGCCAGUGCAGGGGCGGAGGAGGAAGAAGAGGACGAGGAAGAAGAGGAGGAGGAAGAGUCUUCGUCAGAGUCGGACAUAGAAGCCGAGCUGCAGAAGAGCCUGGAGGAGGAAGAGGAGGAGGAAGGGGCUGCCCCAGGUAGGCUGGGGGCUAGGGUGGCAUCAGAAGGGACCCCCCACUUUCUGAAGGAGUCUGUCCCUCCUUUGGAAGGGGGUGGCUCCUCCUCCUGCGGAGGUUUCUAAGCAGAGGCUGGGAGGCCGUCUGUCACGUGGCUUGAACCCGCCACCCUAAGAGUCUCAGGCUCUACCGACUGAGCUAUUGGCUGUGCGGAUGCUUUGGCUGAGAUUCAUGACCCUGGGGGCCCACCCUGAGGGGCCUUUGUGGUGGGGGUCCUGCCAUUUCACACACAAGCAGAAAGAGAAAAAACGAAGGAGCGCAGAGUCCGGAAUCGAGCUACGCAUGCUCUUAUGGAUUAGAUCGGGGGCAGCAAACUACAGCCCAGGGGCCAGAUGCGGCCCACCGGGCUCGUAAAUCCAGCCUGCGGACCCUGCCGCCCACCCAGUCAGUCCCCGCGCUAAACCGGCAUGGCGCGCAGGGACUGACUUCUGCGACGCUGGCACGGCUUUGGAUUAGCAGCAGGAAGCUCCUGCAGCCAUUCUGAAGCCGUGGACAUCUCUGGGUGACAUCUCCCUCCUUCCUGCGGAGGCGGCCGCAUAUGGCCAAGAGCCGAGUGGGAGGAGGAAGCAGCAACUUGGCUUCUCGCAGGGAGGGAACUGCCAGAAGGCCCUUGGCGCUGGACCUCAGUGUCCGGUCUGGAUGAUGAGGGUGGAAAUGCUCCUUCAGUUAUACUGGGCCAAGGCUGUUUUCUGGCUUUAAAGGUCAGCACCAACAAUUGAAACAUACUGGAAGCCAGUGUAGGUCUUUCAGGACCAGUGUUAUAUGGUGUCGGCGGCCGCUCCCAGUCAUCAGUCUAGCUGCUGCAUUCUGGAUUAGUUGUAGUUUCCGGGUCGCCUUCAAAGGUAGCCCCACAUAGAGCGCAUUGCAGUAGUCCAAGCGGGAGAUAACCAGAGCAUGCACCACUCUGGCAAGACAGUCCGCAGGCAGGUAGGGUCACAUCCUGCGUACCAGAUGGACCUGGCAGACAGCUGCCUUGGACACAGAAUUAACCUGUGCCUCCAUGGACAGCUGUGAGUCCAGAAUGACUCCCAGGCUGCGCACUGUUGGUUUCUGCUUUCCUUCACUGUGCAGCUAACUUGUCACGAGACAGGUGUUUACAUUCCACAGUCUGUACUGUUGGAGUUUCUCACGGGAAAGGGAGACUGGAUGUGACGUACACUGGUUUCCUGUUUUUCACUGUGUGAUUCUCUCCGAGCUGUUGAGGAGAGAGGAUGCAUUUUUCUGCUCCUGCAGAGGCAAGAUGUCUUUCUGUAAUAUACUUGCUUUGAACUGUAAAUAAAGCAAUAUAGAGUAUGUAGCACGUAUUGCUCAUCCUUCCGCUGGGCACGACAGACUCUGCUUUAAAUCAACACGUGGUUAUGGGCCCAGAGGUCGAAUCGGAGUGCCGGCAAAGGAUCGGAAUGCAGAGGGACGGAUCGGAACGGAAUCUGCUCUGCGCGUAGAAGUGAUUGAUGAGGUGUGUGCUACUGCUCCGGGCAGCCUGCCAGCUUCAAGUUAAUGGCUUUAUGGCUGGACUUUGAACUUUUAAAGCCGGUUUUGCCGGGAAUAGGCAAAAGGCUCCCAGGCACAAGUCACUAUGCUGGGGAACUCGAACGUAACUUUUAAGUGUGCCUUUGUAAUAAGGCAGCUGCAGCAGUGACGCAGCAAGAUUUAAAGCAGCAUAUGACGCUGAAGGCUAAUGCCAGAGUCAUGAUGGCCCUUCAGGAUGCUUGUGGGAUUCCUAAGCUCAACAAGAAAAAUUACAGCGACUGGGUUCAGUAUGCAGAGGCAAUUCUGCGGAAAGAGGGUUUGUUUGAGGUGAUUACAGGAACCCCCAGUUCCAGUUACAGAUGCAUGGAAAGCUAAGGAUUCCAAAGCAAGGGGAACUCUUACAUUGAUAGUAUCCCCAGAAGAGCUCUGUCUAUUGCGUGAUAAGACCUCAGCCAGAGAAAUUUGGGACGCUCUGAGAGAGGCUCACUUAAGGACAGAAGCUGGAUCCACUAUGUUUUAUUUUAACAAGCUGCAUAAUAUGGCUCUUGCUGAAGGUGGAGAUGUGCGUUUACAUCUGAUGCAGAUGCAAAAUCUGAGACAUGAGCUGCAACAGAGAGGACUCAACUUUCCAGAGGCUGUGUAUUCUUUCAUGAUACUACAAUCUUUGGGUUCAGGUUGGGAGUCUGUUGCAACCCAGAUUGCUGUGCAACCAACUGCUCAGCUGACAGUGGACUUUGUUACUGCCGUGAUUUUAAAUGAAGCAGAUCGCCGGGGUGCUAGCUGCAUGGGCAAAGGGGAGUCUUCACAGACGUCAUCCCAUAGUGCAGUGGAACCACCAGAUGGCGCCAAAGCUUUGGAGGCAGUGAAAUGCUACUCGUGUGGACGUCUAGGCCAUAUGAAGAGGGAAUGCAGACAUCCCAGGGCCAAGACAGAGCAGCGCAGCGAAAGCUCAUCGCGCGGAAAAGGCCGAGGCAAAGGCAAAGGUCCGGUGUCUAAGACAACGCAGCACAAGGCUAUGGUUUCACGCUUCACUCCAAAGGUUGCAGAGGUCCAGAAGACGUCUAGAUCUUUCUUCGUUGUUGAUUCAGCGGCCACCCACCACAUGUGCAACGAUAAGAAACUGUUUGUGUCUUUUACACCGCAGGAAGGUGCGAUUCACCAGGCGGAUGACCACACUAUUCCCAGUAAAGGCUACGGAACUGUUGUUCUUCACAGUUUGGACUUAUCGAUACAGAAUGUGCUUUACGUGCCAGACGCCAAACAUAAUCUGCUCAGCGUUGGACAGCUGAAUGAGCGGAACAUUGACGUUUCCUUCAAGAACAAGAAGUGCAUCAUCACAAAGAAAAAUGAUUAUGUAUUGCAUGCAGAAUAUGUUGAUCAUUUGUUUGUUUUGUAUUAUGAUGAUGUGGUGCAGGAUGACACUUGUUGCAUUGCAGGUUCUAACAAAAGUUUGCAUGCAGAAUGUAUUCACGAUUUUCAUCGAAAAUUUGGUCAUUUGCAUUUUGAGGCAGUAUCUAAAAUGCCUGCCUUGGUUGAAGGUAUGACUAUUAAACCCUGCAGGUACCACAUGAAGUGCAAAGCAUGCGCAGCAAACAAAGUGAAAAUGGCUGCGAAAGGUAAGGUGUCUAGCAGGAAAGCUACAGAACCAUACCAGGUUGUUCAUGCUGAUUUGGUUGGUCCACUUGCGCCCUCUUUGGGUGGAAAUAGAUACUUCAUGGUUCUCAUUGAUGCAUUUUCUAGAUAUAUUUUUGUGUACAAUCUCAAGCAGAAAUCGGAGGCUUUUCCUAGGUUCAAGGAAUUCUGUGCUUGGUUGGAAAAUGUGCAUGGUAAGAAGAUAAAGACUCUUUUCAGUGAUCGCGGGGAAUUCACUUCUCAGCAGUUUGAAGCUUUUCUGACUGAGAAAGGAAUUCAACACGAUUUGUCUAGUCCUCGCUCGCCAUGGCAGAAUGGACUUGCGGAACGGGCAAAUCAGACAUUGCUUCAAGGGUUAAAAACCUUGCUGCAUGAUGCCAAUCUUCCAGAGAGUUAUUGGGCCGAAUCUCUCUCGUGUUUUGUUUACAGUUACAAUCGCAGGUUAUCUUCAGCGAUUGGAUGUACCUCUAUGAGAAGAUGUUUGGCAAGAAGCCAUACAUCAAACACAUGAAGAGUUUUGGUUCUGACAUGUGGGUUCGCUCACCACAAAACUCCAAGUUAGACAUGCGUGGAUUGCAUGGUAUCUUUCUAGGUUAUCAGAAAGGGUCUUACAGAAUAAUGAUGACUGACUCUAAGACAAUUAAGCUCACGAGAAGUGUUGAGUACAAUGCAAAGUGGGGGAGAAUGUGGGAAUUUUCCAAUGUUAUCCUGAUGACGGUGAUGAGACUGAGGAUAGUCAAAAGCAACCACAACAACCCACACCCACUGAUGAAGGUUCUGAGUCUGAAUCUGAAACUGAAUCGGGUGAUUCAGAGGAUUUCAAGAGUGCGAAAGCCUCUAUGCGACCCUCUGAAAGCUCUGAUCAAGAAUUGGAGGAACCAUUGUUCACAAUAGGUCGUUUUUCUCCUAAGAAGGAAGAGGAGAGUGUUGAAGACUUAAGGCUAAUUCAGUAGGUCACAGAGAGCCACAAAAGGCAAACCUCCAAAGAGAUUUGCUGAUGAGUUUGCUAAGAUAGCAGUAACAGCUGUUAAAAGCUCCAAGAAGGUAUUUGAACCUUCAAGUUUCCAAGAAAUCCAGGGUUUGGAUUCAAAGGAAGCUGAGCCAUGGUUAAAUGCCAUGAAGGCUGAGCUUGAUUCCUUAGAAAGGAACAAAACAUGGGAGCUAGUUCCAGUAGUUCCAGGAAUGAAACUGCUUGGAAGCAAAUGGGUCUUCAAAGCGAAGACAGAUCAAAAUGGCAAGAUAGUCAGACACAAAGCCAGAUUGGUAGCCAGAGGUUUUGCACAGGUACCAGGUGAAGACUAUCACGAGACCUAUUCACCCACAGUGAGAUAUGAAAGCAUUAGGCUUAUGCUCAAGCUAGCUGCAGAGGAAAAUCUACACAUUAGUCACCAUGAUAUUAAUACAGCUUUUCUGUACGGAUCUCUAGAUGAAUCACUUUAUAUGCUUCCACCUGAUGGCGUACAGGUAAAACAGGGAUUUGUUUGUGCUCUGAAGAAAUCCCUUUAUGGUCUCAAACAAAGUGCACGGUGUUGGCACACAAAACUCACUGAAGUAUUGUUUUCUCUAGGUUUUCAGCAAGGGAAAGCUGAUCCAUGUGUAUUUGUCAAAGAGGAGGGGCAAAAGAAACUGUACUGUUUGUUUUAUGUUGAUGAUUUAUUAUUCUUUUGGAAAGAUGUCGCAAUGUACAAUAGCGCCCUAGCUCAACUGAAAGAGCACUUUGACAUGAAAGAUCUUGGUGAGGUAAACAACUACCUAUCUCUGGAAAUAGAGAGAGAUCAAGAUGGUAACAUUCUAGUACACCAGUCACGGAAAAUUGCUGAUGUGUUAAGCAAACUAAAUCUGAUGGAUGCUAACCCUAUAGACACACCGAUGACAACAGGUUAUCAGGUAGAUGACACUGAAGAAGCAUUUUCUGACACUACACUGUACAGGAGUGUGCUAGGCAAGCUAAACUUCAUUGCCAGAUGUUCAAGACCAGACAUUGCUGUUAGCUGUAAUUUGCUAAGCAGACAAGUCAACAAUCCUAGUGUCAAGGAUUGGAAAGCUCUGAAACGCAUAGCGCGGUAUUUGAAAGGCACUAUGCAUUACAGACUGAGAUUUAACAAUCAGAAGUCUGGUGGUCUUGAGAUAUUUGCAGAUGCAAGUUUUGGAAGUGACGCUACAGACAGGAAAAGUACGUCUGGAGUUUGCUACAUGUACAAUCAGGGUCUUUUUGAUUGGUCAUGCAAGAAGCAAACAACAGUUAGCUUAAGUACUUGUGAAGCUGAACUGAAUGCACUGUCUUAUUCACUUAAGGAUUGUGAAUGGUUAGUACAAUUGUGCAAAGAUAUGAAAAUUCCUGUCAAAUGUCCAAUCCAGGUUUACCAGGACAACAAAGCAUGUUUGGCUUUGCUGAAGUCUGAAGGUUGUAAGCAAAGCACAAAGCACUUACAAUUAAAGUUGCAGCAUGCUAGGGAAUGUAUUCAGAAGGGACUCGUAACGGUGUCCUAUAUGCCAGGUAAUGAAAUUCCUGCUGAUGUAUUGUCCAAGAUUGUAUCAAGGGAUCAACACUGUACCUAUGUGCAGAAGUUGGGUUUGUACUGAUAUUGUGCAAACACGCUGCCCAGUGAUGUUCACAGAAAGGGGGGGAUGUUGGUUUCUGCUUUCCUUCACUGUGCAGCUAACUUGUCACGAGACAGGUGUUUACAUUCCACAGUCUGUACUGUUGGAGUUUCUCACGGGAAAGGGAGACUGGAUGUGACGUACACUGGUUUCCUGUUUUUCACUGUGUGAUUCUCUCCGAGCUGUUGAGGAGAGAGGAUGCAUUUUUCUGCUCCUGCAGAGGCAAGAUGUCUUUCUGUAAUAUACUUGCUUUGAACUGUAAAUAAAGCAAUAUAGAGUAUGUAGCACGUAUUGCUCCAUUCAGGACCAGGGAGCCCCCCACACCUGUCCGCCCCCUGCCACCCCAAACAGUACUUCUGUAUUUUGUUCACAUUUUGUAGCGAGGGCGGGAAAAUGGUAUUAAAUUGAAUUAAUUUGGUUUGAUUUGUAGUAAUUUGGUAAAUCAAUAAAAAUAAUUGGCCAAAUGAUAAAUUAAAACAGCAUAACCCUGCUGUCCCUCCCAGAUGAUGACCCCCGCGUCCAGGAAGUGGAGGCCGACCAGCACAUGGACUUGGAGGCGCCUGAGCUGGUGCCGUCCUCCUCGGAGGAAGAGCCGGACGAAGAGGACGAGGAAGAGCACAACCCGGAGGGGCGCCAAGGAGAGGAACGUGGACAGCGCGUGGGGCAGGCCCCUGCGGACCCCCCUCCUGCCGUGGGCACCUCCCCCUCCCAGCAGUUCCUCCUGGAGAUUGAGGAGGCCCUGACGCUGGAGGCGGGCGAGACGCCGCCCCCCACCCCCUCCCCCCCGCACCAGACCCCAGAGGGCAGGGGGGCCUCGCCCGUCUUCCGGUCGCGCCAGAAGCUGCCCCAUCCCCAGAGGCCCCCGGCCAAGCACGGCCAUGUGCAGGACAACGGCAGUCUCCGCGGGGCGGGCGGGGGGCCCCUGCGUGGGGUGAACGGGCAGCCCCCCAGCAAGCGGAGCAGGCGGGACUCCAACAGGUGAGUGGGGGGCAGGGAGGUGGUAAGGGGGAGAGGAGACUCCAUGGGAAAGUGGGGGGCAAGCGGGGGGGGCGGGCUAGAGGGCCCUUGGCUGUUCCUCCAAGUGCAGUUCUGUGAUUGCAAGGGGGCUGAGGUUUCCAGGCUGGCCCAGAAGGAAUCUAUAGGUCCUGCCCCGAACCUGCCUGGGUGCUGAGCCCUCAGAGGGAGAGCCUCUUUUAAGAAAUGCUAACUUAUAGACUUUCCUUCAUCCAAAGAGCACCGGGCGCUGGCAAGAUAAAAGGCAAAUGCAGAACAUAAUGACCAAAAGCACAAUACCAGUCGCUGACCCAUUUGCGCCCAAGGCCCGGUGGAAGAGGAAUGUUUUUGCCUUUCCUUACUUCAAUAGGUCCGGCAAACACAGUAAAUUGCAGAGAUGUUUCAUCUGCACAUUUUUUAAAAAUUCCGCCUCUGGGUCUUUUCUGCAACUGCUCUCAGAGUGCAGGAUUGCCUGACAAAAGAGGCUCCUUCCUUGCUGUCCCGCCAGAAGAUUAUUUAUUGUUGUUGUUGUUGUUAUUAUUAUUAUUUUAUUAUACACUGUCCUAUACCCUGAGGUUUCAGGGCGUUUCACAGAAUAAAAUCAAAAUAUUGAACCACAAAAUACAUAAAAUAAAAACAACAUAGCAAAUCCCCCCUGCCAAAAACCACCUUUUAAAAGGGAAUAGGAUCCUCACAACAUUUAAAGUAAGACAAUUAACAAACCUGGACAGGAGCCACGUUUUAUUACUAUUGUUGUUGUUAUUGCUGCUGCUGUUAUUGUUAUUUUCACGGCCUUCCUUUCCUGGCGGCCUUUGGGAACGCAGGUGCAAAGGCAACCGACUACUAGUCUGCUGUCGGGGGAAACCGGAUACUGAUUUCUGUUUUGAAAUGUGCUCUGACUCUUGGUGUGAUCUUUUAGCCUAGUCCAGAGGGAGCUGGACUCUCCUUUCUUGGCGGUUUUUAAGCAGAGGUUGGGAUGAGCCAGGGGUUCUUUGGACAAGUCCAGAUCAAAUCCCAAAUGGCAUUUCCCAAAGUUCUGCCCAAAAGCAGAGUAAGUUUCCUGCUGACUCUCAGCGUUAUCCUGGCCAGACACCAUUUGUGGGUCUUCCGUGGGGGCUGCUGCUUCUUGGGGUGGCCAGAUCAGGAGUAGCCCAGACCCUGAGAUGUCCAGGCCCAGACCUGAGGCUGAAGGGCAGCCCCCUUCCCCAGGGAUGUCACGGAGUCCCUGAGAGCUGGUUGUAGCCUUCCCAGAGCAAGGAAGGAUUGGACUCUGAUUAUUAAAAUCCACACAAGGCUUGACUAGCAAGAUUCUGGGAGGAGGUGCCAAUAAUAAUAAUUCUCCUCUGUCCACCCCUUGGCCCAGGUCGUUUUAUUCACAAAAGAACUUUUUACACAGUGUUCGUAAGAACCAAUCAGAUUUCCUCUGAGCAUUUCAAAAAACCCCACGUGGGAACAAAGUUAAAGUUCAAACUACAAAGAAACUAUUUCCUACUUGGGCAUGCAUAGUAGUCCAGAGUAAAUAAAAUAGGAAUAAAAGGAGGAAUGCAUUCAGCAAAACCCCAGAGGUCAUAAACAGGAGAGACAGGAUGGCAGUAUUUACCAGCUCCUUGUGAACUCUCUUCCUGGCCUUUAAGAUCUAUCUAAAGAUUAAACUACAUUAAAGUAGCCUACUAUCUUUAUGUGCGGAGGAUGUCUGAUGAAGCAAGUGGCCUGCGGUUCAGAAUGCUUAUAUGUGCCUGUCAGGUGUAGAGAAAGCAAAUGGCCGAGGUGGAGAGGCCUGGGGGAUUCGAUCAGAAACGAUUGUCAAUGAAUCAAACCCAGUCAACGCCACGCGUUCAUCGCGGACACAAUGGCGUGCUCCAUAUUUCAUAAUUCCUCCUAGCAAUCCCACCUGACCCCCACACUGGUCAUGGAAUCAGAGAAGGGUGGACUUGGAAGGGACCCUGAGGGUCAUCUAGCCCAACCCCCUCAAGGGUCCCUGUCAGGGGGGCUCCCAACCUCCGCUUGGAAACGGUCAGAGAUGCUUGAGGGGCGAUUCCUUCAGGGCAGGCGGAAUGGGCUGGGUGACCCCUCGGGGUCCCUUCUCCAACUCUGCGAAACGCUCUGAGCCGCCUCAGCCCCCGGGGGGGAGUCAGGCCGUGCAAGCGCCCCCUGAAUCUGUGUUUCUUCUCUGGCAGCUGCAUUGAGGUGCCCAGCACUGGCUCGGAGGAGGAGGAGGAAGACGAGGACGGAGAGGGGCGCCUCAGCCCGGCCCCCUUGGCCGACUCCACCUGCGCCGACUCCCCAGGCCUGGGGCUGGUCAGCAGCUCCCAGGGCAGCCCCCAGCCGCAGAAUCAGGGCCACCUCCUUGCAGCCAUCUGGAAGGUACUAAAUGGGGGGGGGUGGAUUGCCCCAGGGACAAGAGCCCUGAUCGGGAGCCCCAGAUUGCCUCUUCCUUCCUCUCCCAGCACCAGCCCUGGGGGAGCUCAGCUCCUGCUUCUUCCCCUGGGAGUCAGCGCCUGAGCAGAGCCUCCUGGAUUCGGCCAGUGGCUGCUCCAGCCUCCCCUCCUCAUAGUGGCCAAAUACGCCUAGGUAUCUCCUUUUCAAUUGACCCAGCUGGUUGGCUGUGCCUGCCUCUUGUGGCAGGGAGUUCCACACAUCAACUGAGGAGGACCUUCUUUUGCCCGCCUCAAAUCUUCCCGUGUUGAGCUUCUUCAAAUGCCCGCGAGUUCUAGCCGUGACGUGAGAGGAAGGAAAACUUCUCUCUUUACGCCAGAAGAGUUUUCCUAAACUUUGCCCCCCUCCUCCCAGCUGGUCUGCCUCAGGGAGGUCCCUGGUGAGCCGGGUGGGGCAGCCGGGGGCCUUUGGGUGCUGCUCUGGGGAGGGAGGGGGUGCAGGGCACCGGUUUCCUCUUCUGACCCCCCUCUCUCCCUACCCCCGCAGGCCAGCGUGGCGACCCAGUGCGACCCGGAAGAGAUCAUCGUCCUGUCAGACUCGGAUUAGCCCCCUCACCACAAUCUGACACAGACUUUGGGGGGCGGGGAGCAGAAGGACAGGUGGAAACCCCCCCUAAAAAAUCUUGGCUUGCUGGAAGAUGGUGACUGCCUCCAUGGACUCAGGGGUGGGGGGGCUUCUGCGUGAUGCAUGGGGGGGGCAGGGGGACGAAGGGCGGGGACUGCAGUGUUUGUAUUCUGGUUGCCAUGGGGGGUGGGGGGUGUAUUGAUGUUCUGUCCGUUUGGGAGCUCAUUUUGCAAAAAAAAAAAAAAAAAAAAGCAGGGGGAAUUAAAAAUAGGCAAAUAUUUUUCUGU